AUGCGCCUGCUCGAAGUUAAGACACUCGAGCCCGUCGAGUUCGUCCCGAGUGAGAUCCCUCCAUAUGCAAUUCUCUCACACACCUGGGAGGCGGAUGAAGUCAAUUUCCAGGAGCUCACCGGGGUCGACAAGUCUUGGCAGUCAAAAGCAGGCUGGUCGAAGAUCAAGGCUUGUGCUCGACAGGCAGAUAGUGAUGGCUACAGCCACAUCUGGGUCGACACUUGUUGCAUAGACAAGAAGAGCAGUGCAGAGCUCCAAGAAGCUAUCAACUCAAUGUUUCGGUGGUAUGAAGCCUCGGAGGUCUGCUACGUCUACCUGGCCGAUUGCACUUUUGAUGAGACACGAGGAUCUGCCGUGCUUACGAAGAACCUGCGCUGGUUCUCCCGGGGUUGGACGCUGCAGGAGUUGAUUGCACCACGCAAAGUCCUUUUCUUCGACAAGGAUUGGAAGCGCAUUGGUUGGAAACAUGGACUCCUACGUGAGAUAUUUCAUCUCACAGGCGUCAGGACAGAAUUCCUCUGCCACCUGUUCCCGCCAUCGUGGGCGAGUGUUGCAGAGAGAAUGUCAUGGGCGGCAAAUCGACAGACCACCCGAGAAGAAGACAUGGCCUACUGUAUGCUGGGCAUUUUUGGCAUCCAUAUGCCGAUGCUCUACGGAGAGGGACGCGGUGCCUUUCGGAGACUACAGGAAGAAAUCAUCAAGGUCAACGACGAUGCGACGAUCCUUGCCUGGGGCGCCACGAACUACGCAUUGGGCCGGGGAAAGCUCUGGGGUCAAUGCAUUGAUUCGCCCCUGUUCGCAGAGCAGCCGCGGGACUUUUUGGGUGGUGACCUCCUGUGCCCACUUGACACAAAUGAUGAAGAGUAUAGGUUCAACCGCUUCUUCAUGACUCAACGAGGCUUGCAAAUCUCGCUCGACGUUGCAAAGGACCCCAAUUUUCAGAAUUUAGCGUACGGCGUGCUCAACUGUGCGGAUUACAUCACAUCUGAUCAACGACGGGAGCUUGACCUUGCGCCGAAUCCUCGACUCAGGUUGCGCUAUACUCGUUUCUUGGCCUACCCGCCAUGUGAGCUCGGCCAUCAAGGCUAUUGGUCUACCCGCAAUGCGGAUAGUGCUUCUAUCAUGAGUUCUUUCAAAGGCGAUCAACAGAUCUGAAUCUGGCUACAGGAUGAGACCAUAGCUGGAGAACAUGUUCUUGCCCGCUUAGAGGGAGCCCAUUCGUAUAUGGAAGGCUGGCG
Molecule: messenger RNA, 1238 nt
Organism: Microdochium trichocladiopsis
Lineage: Eukaryota; Fungi; Ascomycota; Sordariomycetes; Xylariales; Microdochiaceae
Product: heterokaryon incompatibility protein-domain-containing protein
Exons: 2
Coding region: 1-1155 (384 amino acids)
Source: RefSeq, a predicted model, not a curated record